Molecule: messenger RNA, 4178 nt
Organism: Chara braunii
Lineage: Eukaryota; Viridiplantae; Streptophyta; Charophyceae; Charales; Characeae
Source: the annotation of a GenBank genome assembly
GUCGAGAGAGAGAGAGAGAGAGAGAGAGAGAGAGAGAGAGAGAGAGAGAGUCUAAAAUUGUGUCCCCGAGCGUGUGCGUGUGUGUGUGUGUGUGUGUGUGAGAGAGAGAGAGAGAGAGAGUGAGAGAGAGAGAGAGGGUGGAGGGUACUGGAGGCAACAGGGAAUUCUAUUUGGACGACAACAGGGGCAGCUUGCUGCUGGAAUUGCGUGUUGGAACUAGUAAGAUUCGGGAUUGAAUUGAUUCAGGAUCUCUUGUCAUCGUUGCCGACAUCUUCCCAGGAAGACUCGCCAGCAGGGAAAUAAGUGGGCAGACGGUUAGCAGAGCGGCCGUUUCUUUUGGCCCCUGACAGACCACCGCCUCUUCUCUCCCCUCAUCACGCGUAGUCCCUCUGUAAGAUGCGCUCCGCGAUGGUCACGGUCCAUCUGCGCCAAGGCCGAUCCUGAUCUCGCGUCAGUUGUUCUAUUCGAAAAAGACAGAUCUGACCAAUUACUCGCCCGUGCCAAGUUGCAGAUGACCCGGUGUUGGAUCUGGCACUUGGCCGUCGACUGCCGCUGGAUCUGCACUUUAACUCGGUUCUCUGCCCUCCCUUUCGUUUAUUCCUCCUCCUCCUCCUCCUCCUCCUCUCUACCCUUUCGCUUGCAAUUCGUCCUCUGCGCUCAUGCUUGUUGUUCGCCGCUGCGUUCUAGCUGCCGUGAGUCACCGGGACAAGUAUCGUCUGCCUGGUGUUUGCUGGCCUGUGGGCAGUGUGGGGGGAAGGGGAGGGGGAGUUGUUUAUAAAUAGGGAGAGGGUGCAGAGAUUCCAAAGCGUCCAGCUGCAAUUGCAGUGGCACACGGAGGGACUUGUCGUGCCUGGGAGGAGAAGAGAUUGAUUGCUACUUCCUCUUGACUGUGUGUGCGUGUGUGAGAGGGAGACAGUAGGUGGGCAGAAGAAACGUGGAAGGGAUAGAGGGAUUGCCGGCGUGAUGAAGGUAUUAUGACAGUCGCAACAUGAUUUGCGAUUGAGAACAGGCGUGGGUAGGGAGGCCUGACGCUUGCGCAAGGAGAGAGAGAGAGAGAGAGAGAGAGAGAGAGAGAGAGAGAGAGAGAGAGAGAGAGAGAGAGAGAGCUUUUUCAAAUGAAUAUUGCCAUAUUUCUGUGCUGAAUCCACCGCAGAAGAGGAUUUUUGGCAUUGCUAACCAGUGUGGAACUCGGAACGUGUCGAAAACGGUAAAAAGCGGGAAGGAAUAUGUUUAUGUGAUUGAUUUGAUUUGAUUAUAUAGCUGUGUUUUGUGCUUGGAGAGCGGGUAAGAGAGAAGGAAGGUCAGGCUGACAGCAUAUACACGAGGCGGCAGAGAGAGAGAGAGAGAGAGAGAGAGAGAGAGAGAGAGAGGGAUUGUGAUGAGAGCAGGACGGACUUUCUGAAGUCGUUCUGUAAUGUUCGAACGAGUGGGAAGAGGGAUCGGCGGCGAAGAGAUGAAGUAAAAGAAUUGCGCAGCAGAGAUUGGUGAUUGGUGAGAGAUGGUGUGGGUCUGCCUUACUCGGUGGGGAUUAAUUCGGUCGAGCAAGUAUAGCUGUAAAUACUGUAAGUAGGAAUACGCAGCGUGGCAGGCGCAGGCGUGCUACGAUUGGUCAGACGGCGUUACGUCUAAUGGAUCUACGCAGGGUCGAUCACUGUUAGCUCAGUUGGGUUAACCCUGGCGCAAUUGCUUGGUUGCAGCAUCAUCAGCCCCGAAGAGAGAGAGAGAGAGAGAGAGAGAGAGAGAGGGAAACAGCAAGCCAUCUGUACAGUGCUGGGAGAGGAGGUGCUCGCGGCGAGCGUGUUCAGUUCGUGUUUGCCUCUUCCCUUUGCACGCGAGCCGAUCGCUGCAAACGCCCUCACUGUGUUCUCGUUUUUUGGACUCAGUCGCUUCUCCCCGAACUCCGUACAUCUUCUACUCCGUACAUCUUCUACUCCUUGCUUCCACCCUCCCAAAAGAACACCACGGCGCCGUAUCUUUUUCUAUUCCCCCACGCCCCCUCCGGCCGGGUUCCGUUGUAGCCUACUCCUUGCAAGACUUGUGCGCUGAAGGAGAGAAGAAUAUUGCAAGGACAAUCAAGAGGAAGAGAAGAGAAGAGGAGAGAACGGUGAAGACAAAAUAUUGCAAAGGCGAUCACGAGGAAGAGAAGAGAAGAGAAGAGCAGGAGGGUGAGGAGGUUGGACAUCGAAAAGCGCGGACGUCUAUCUGCUUGAGCAUCGUGAAAAGUGCGGGGCGAAUGUGAAUUGCGCCCGCUGGAAAUGCGUUAUUGCCGAUGCCGGUAGCGUACAUCCCAAGGAGACCCGCCAGGAGAACGUCUCCGACACUCAUGCCAGCGGAAGGCAUCGAGGUUGUUGAGGUCAGGAGGACCAAAAAUGGAAAUGGAGAAUGGAUGGGCGAAAAAGAGAGAGCAGUGGAUAUUAAUUGCCCAAAUGCAAAUGGUCUUGCAUGUGAGAUCAUGAGAGUAAUCUUUGAGUUCGGACUCUCAGUCACAAAAGGAGAUCUGAUUGCCGAUGGCUUCUGGUGCUUUGUAUCGCUGCACGUGCUGGCACGCACGGAGUCUGUGAAGUGGCUACUUCUGAAACAGCGGCUGGAGGCCUCCUGUCCUUCUCCCAGGCGGUAUCUCAUGCCUCUCCAGAGGCUGCCAUUAAAGGGAACACAUAUGCACUUGUUGAAAGUGUGCACAACAGAUCGCUCUGGACUGUUGAAUGACGUCGCACACAUAUUGUGGCAGCUGGAGUUUACAAUUCACCGAGUGAAUGUCUCAACUUGUCCUGAUGGCCAGGCUGUUGAUCUAUUGUUUAUAACAGACGAAAGGGAGGAGCUUCCCAGUGCUGAACGAGCGAAUGAAGUCCGUGAACAAGUUCUUCAAGAGUUGGAUCCAUUGACGACUGUGGAGUUGAGCAUAGCAGGUCCAGAAUGCGGUGUGUUCUCAUCACUGGAUUGCUCGCCAGCAUCUAGAAUGAUGCCGUCUGUGGCAGAAGCCCUUUUCCCAGAUGACUUUGAUGGGUGGAAGGAUAAGAACUCGGAACAGGCGACAGUCAAGAUCGACAAUGCAAUGAGUGACAAACAGACAAUGGUGGAAAUUGACGCCCGUGAUCGUAGAGGACUGAUGUACGAUUGCAUGCGAACACUAAAGGAUCUCAAGCUCAAGGUUGCAAUGGGGCGAAUUGUUACGCGAGAGAAAGGAUGGUGUAAUGUAGUUGUUUUUGUCCAGACGCCUGAGGAAAGCCAAGUAAUGAGCCUAGAAUGGCAGAAUGAGAUCAUCGAGCGGUUGAGAAGAGAGGUGUUGCGGCCAAUCCGGCUAGACCUCGUGACCAAAGACACGGAGACGGAGCUGCUUAUUGCCACUCCGAUUGAAGCUUCUUCUGGCAAGGGACGGCCACGAGUGCUGUAUGAUGUUACUUUGGCACUACGUUGUUUGAAAAUCUGCAUAUUUAAGGCGGAUAUUACUCGGCACAAUGUGGCCAACAAGCUAUGGGAGGUGUACCGGUUCGUACUGACGGACCUGAAAGGAAAUCCUGUGGCUGGUGCCAGCGGUGAAAUGGUAAAGGAGCGAGUGAAACAUGUUUUGAUGGGAUGAAGAAGGUCUUGGCAUUGACACACUGUCAGCACUUCGCUUUGGGUGGACUUGUCGUCAUUUAUUGUACUCGUUAGUUCGUGUGCCAUUCUUGGCCUCCCCUUCAUCCUGCUUCCUCGUUAUUUUGCUUUCUUCCUUGCGUUCCUCUGCUGGGGCAUAGUUCAGUCGGAUGUUUUGUGUGCAGUACAGUUCGGUUUGGGUGGUUCAUCUCUCUCUCUCUCUCUCUCUCUCUCUCUCUCUCUCUCUCUCUCUCUCUCUCUCUCUCUCUCUCUCUCUCUCUCUCUCUCCCCACAUGUGGGAGAGAGAGCCGCAUGCAUAUUGUAUGUGGGAGGCUGAUGUCUUGUCCAAUCUCUGUAGGAUGCUGAAAUUGUCCGGUUGGGAUCGUGGGUGUUGUGAUGAGCAAAGGUCACGGGCGUGAAGGGCUGGAUAUUAGGAGGUGCUGCGGUGUUGAGGCCCAGAACUGUUGGCUCAGAGAUCGAACAAGUGUGUUGUAUAUGUCACAUGAAAUAAGGCUGUAGUAUAAGUUGUAGUUCGGCUGACCUCCAUGCCAGAAAGCUACCCCCAGGUCUCGGCAUUCGAUAUGGAGGCAGGUGGCAUCCACAAG